Molecule: messenger RNA, 1993 nt
Organism: Sesamum indicum (sesame)
Lineage: Eukaryota; Viridiplantae; Streptophyta; Magnoliopsida; Lamiales; Pedaliaceae
Product: sulfite exporter TauE/SafE family protein 3
Biological process (GO): protein ubiquitination
Cellular component (GO): Cul4A-RING E3 ubiquitin ligase complex; membrane
Source: RefSeq, a predicted model, not a curated record
AAAGUUGUGGAGUUUAGCGAAAGUGGUUGGCCACUCUACCUCAUAAUACCUUUUGUUCAUACUGUUUUUAUUACAUCAAAUACUCCCCUAAAUUGCUAUGAUAUUCUUUCUUUUUAUCAUUGUUAUCUGUUUGAUAUCAAUUCUUGGACUAGCCUUUCUUGUUGUAUUUGCUCUUCAUUUACUGCCCGUAAAUGUGCCCCACCUACUGCUCCAAGACAAACACCCACACACGGACUCGAGCACAGAUUCUUGCUUUUUCAUGGUGUAUGGAUCAUAGAUUACAUCGAAGAGUUAAGGAUAGGAGAGGGUUCCAUUUGCAUUGAGCUUUUUGGGCUUCUGGGAAUCGCUCAGCUUGGGUCAACGGAGAGUUUUUCUGCUGAUUUAUAGUAUUAUUGGUUCUUGAUCUUAGGUUGUUUGGUUUCUAGGAAUUGGGGUUUUUGCACAAAUUCAUGGCUGAGAUUGGGAAGGUUUUGGUUUUGUCUGGUUUGCUUGUUUUAGCUUGUGCUGUUGUUGCAGCUCAGGAGGGUUUGGAGCAGGACAUUUCAAGAAGAGAUGGGGUUAGUGAAAAUUUGGAAUCAGGGUACUUUACUACGAGAAUCAUCAGUUUCUUGCAGCAGAGUAGGGACAGAGUUUUUCGACAUGUCUGGCCUGAUAUGGAGUUCGGGUGGAGAAUUGGUCUUGGUACAGUAAUUGGAUUCUUUGGAGCUGCUCUUGGUAGCGUAGGAGGUGUUGGUGGAGGCGGCAUUUUUGUCCCGAUGCUCACUUUAAUUAUCGGGUUCGACCCGAAAACAUCAACUGCAGUGUCCAAAUGUAUGAUAACUGGUGCAGCAGUUGCUACUGUUUAUUAUAACCUCAAGCUCCGGCACCCUUCACUUGACCUUCCGAUCAUUGAUUAUGAUCUAGCCCUUCUUUUCCAACCAAUGCUAGUGCUUGGGAUCAGCAUUGGAGUUAUUUUCAAUGUGAUUUUUGCAGAGUGGAUGGUUACUGUCUUGCUGAUCAUUCUUUUCAUAGGUACAUCGAUGAAAGCGUUCUUCAAGGGUGUUGAAACAUGGAAGAAAGAAACCAUAAUUAUGAAGGAGGCUGCUAGACGAUCGUUAUCUGAUUCAUCGGAUAAUGGAAGCGAAGAAUUCCCUUACAAACUUCUGCCCGAUGGCCCAAUUAGUGAAACAAGAAUGCGUCUCAAUGAAAAUAAAGCACCUGAGGUCUCAUUCAUUGACAAUGUCUACUGGAAGAAGCUCAGCAUCCUAGUUGUUGUCUGGCUCAUCAUCCUCUUACUACACGUCGGCAAGGACUAUACAGCCACUUGUUCUGCAGCAUAUUGGACUGUAACCUUAUUGCAGAUACCCGUUGCCGUUGGAGCCUCCGGGUACCAGGCAGUCUGCCUGUACAAGGGUUGGAGGGUGGUAGAAUCCAAAGGAGGAGCAGGGAUUAACUGGAGAGUGCAUCAGUUGAUUCUUUGCUGUUGCUGCGGAAUUUUGGCUGGUAUAGUAGGCGGGCUGCUAGGCCUCGGAGGAGGAUUCAUUAUAGGUCCAUUGUUACUAGAGCUGGGAAUUCCACCCCAGGUCUCAAGUGCUACAGCAACAUUAAUCAUGACAUUUUCCUCGUCCAUGUCUGUAAUACAAUAUUACCUUUUGAGGCGUUUCCCCCCAUCUUAUGCCCUUUAUUUCGUUCUAGUAGCUACUGUUGCUGCCUUAGUAGGGCAGCAUGUGGUGCGAAAGAUGGUUAGCAUACUGAGGAGGGCGUCAUUUAUCAUCUUUAUAUUGGCUUUCACGAUAUUCGUGAGCGCGAUCUCACUAGGUUGGGUUGGCAUAUCAAACAUCAUCGGAGAAGAAAACAUAUGGUUUUAUAACAUAUGUGAAUAUGAAGCCUAGCUUAGGAGCAUUUUGUGUAUAGACUUCUGUUUUCGGGGAAACCAUAUCCUAUCCGAUGUUGUAAGACUAUUAAGUUUUGUGAAAGCUCUUGAUGUGAAAUUGGUCUUGAUGGUUCAUCCUCA